This is a messenger RNA of Drosophila kikkawai, 714 nucleotides long. It is a transcript of the gene COX6CL, whose product is annotated as Cytochrome c oxidase subunit 6C-like. The record is from RefSeq and is a predicted model, not a curated record. Lineage: Eukaryota; Metazoa; Arthropoda; Insecta; Diptera; Drosophilidae.
UGACACAUAUUAUUUUUGUAAAAUAGUAGGCUUCUAGUUUAUUUUCAACUCCAUUUUCAAUUAGAAUACCUUUUACAUAACAUUUCUAACCAGUUGUAGUUACAAACAACAAUCACAAAAAUGUCCGAAAAGAAACCUCAAUUCAAGUUUCCUAUGCACAAUGUGCACUUUAACAAGACCAUGGGCAUAGUGAAAAAUGCCUGCUUGUUUUCCGUUUUGGCUCCAACUAUUAUGUACAUAUUGUACAAUGCACCGCACCAAAGGAAGUACAGGAGCUUCUAUUCGACGUAUGACCCCAUCGAUGCCUUUGACCGGAUGAUGAACGGUGGCUAUAUAGACUCUUUUCCACCCGGCAGUGGGCCCAAGGCUAAGAAGGACAAGAAGGAUAAAAAGAAGAAGUAGACAAGGGGAAUUAAAAACCAAAAUCAAAAACACAUAUACGAUUAAGACUGGGAAGGAGAUCUAACACGAAUUUGAGUUCUAAGAAAUGACAAUACGAAACAAUAAUCAAGCGACAUUGAUUACCUGGAGCAUUGCAAACAUUCUGGGCAGAUAUAGUUAUCUGAAUCCAUUUCCCACACUUUAAUAACAUUUUAAAUUGCACAACUUUCGAACUUUUGGACUUCGAUAAGGAAUAUAAAUUCGAAAAGCACAAACCUUUCCCUGUGACAACUAUAAACAAAAAAUAUAAAUAAAUUGGAGCAUUGCAAACUA